This is a messenger RNA of Nothobranchius furzeri (turquoise killifish), 1863 nucleotides long. The record is from RefSeq and is a predicted model, not a curated record. NCBI's taxonomy places the organism in Eukaryota, Metazoa, Chordata, Actinopteri, Cyprinodontiformes, Nothobranchiidae.
UUGAACGUAAACAAAACAAAGGAGAUGAUUUUAGACUUCAGAAGAAACAGGGUGGAGUCUAGGGCUGCAACGAAUCCUCGAGUAACUCGAAUGAUUCGAGGACAAAAAAUAUUCGAGGAUUUUCCGCUGCCUCGAGGACUCGUUAAAUAGACCAUAGCUGAAAAAAAACGGCGUUUCGCACGGAUUCAUUGUGUUGCACAACGCGGUUACGUCACAGAUUAUACGUGCCAUGCACUCUACUGCACAGCGCGCAGGCGCAGCGGUUUUUUCGUCUUUUCAGCUGGACAGCCGACAAUGGCAGACGCCACGGAAAUAAAUGAAAACAAGCAAGACCAAAACAAGGGAAAUAGGAAGCGACAGAAGUUAUCCAAGGUGUGGGAUCACUUCACGUUAAAAAGCAAGGAAAAUGUUGUAUGCAAGCAUUGCAAGGUGGAGCUAGCAUACCACAACAGCACUUCUUCCAUGCUGCAGCACCUCUUAAGAAAGCAUCCGACUGAGGGCAUGAGUGGACGUGCCGAGACCAGUAAAACAUCACAACCUGUCCUGGAUAGAUUUCUGCUGAAAGCACCUGCCUGCACCCCAGCACAAGCAGCCGUACUGACAGACCACAUUCUAAAUAUGUUGGUUACAGACAUGCGCCCGCUGAGCAUGGUGGAGGAUGCUGACUUCAAAGCGAUGAUUGCUGCUUUCCAGCCAAAUUAUGCUCUUCUAUCUCGGACCUUCUUCACAAAGCGGUUGGAAGAAAAAUAUGAAGACAUCAAAAACAAGAUGAAGAAAGCCCUGCAAGAGACUGACACCAUAGCACUUACUACUGAUAUCUGGACAAGUGUGGCAACAGAGGCAUACAUGGGGGUAACAUGCCACUACCUAGAAAACUGGAAAAUUAUGUCUCAUUGCCUUUGGAGGAGAGGCACACAGCUGCAAACAUUGCAGAUUGGAUUGAGGAGGUAAUUGCCAAAUUCAGCAUUCCACCAGAGAAAAUCAAGGCUGUUGUACAUGACAAUGGUGCCAAUGUUGUAGCUGCAACACAGAUUUUGCAUGCAAAGCAUGGAUGGGAGCACUGACAUGUGCAGGACACACCCUCAACUUGGUUGUGCAAAACACUUUAAAAAGCCAACAGGCUAUCUCCAGGUGUGUGGGUGCAGCAAGAACUCUUGUCGAACAUUUUAAGAAAAGUGAAUUGGCAAGCACAAAGUUAAAGGUCAAGCAGAGGCAUAUGGGGACCAAAGAAAACAUGCUGUUGCAGGAUGUCUGCACACGCUGGAACAGCACCUAUGCCAUGUUGUCAAGGCUGCAAGAACAAAGAUGGCCAGUGGCUGCUACAUUGUCUGACCCAGAAGUGACCCAAAGAGGGAAACAAUACCUGGAUCUCAAACAUGACCAGUGGAGCCUGAUUGAGGAGCUCUACCAGGUCCUUGAGCCCUUCCACUCUGCCACAGUUUUUAUGAGUGGAGAGCAAUAUGUUACGCUUUCUGCACUUCCACAUGUUGUUGACAAAAUUAAGAAGUCACUCCAGAGUCAGAAUCUCGAGUCACCACCUGUGGUGUCAUUCCAGACUCAUGCAAAAGAACAGGUCACAACAAGAUGGAAAGACUUGGGUGAGUUCAAACCUGAGUCUCCAAACAUCACACUGCUUGCUGCUUCUCUGGAUCCCAGGUUUCGAAAACUCAAAUUCUUGCCUGCUGACCAAGCAUUUGGAGUCAAAAACGCAUUGCAAACCAUGGCACUUGCUGUCAAGCAGCAACUGAGGCCUACUAGAUGCGGAAAUGAAGCAUCCAGCACAGCAGAGGGUGCUCCAUCUACAGCACAUAAAGACAAGAUGACCACAUCCUUCCUUGACUCGGACUCCACCAGCAGUGAUGA